ACGUGUCGUUUCCUUUUGAAGCUCUAAUGGACGAACAAAAUGCCUCCACGUCCUUCAGUUUCCAACAUGUUUGCAACGUCAAGUUUCCCUGUCCAAAUUGCAGCAGCGUAUUCAACCGGAAGAACAACUUACAGAAGCAUCUCAAGUACGAGUGUGGCCAGUUGCCAAGGUUCAAGUGUCCUUAUUGCGAGUAUUGUUCGAAGAAAACAUCCAACGUACGCGCGCACAUUCGGUCCAUUCACUCUGGCUAUACUGUAUACGUGAUCGAUCUUAAGUCGAGCUAUAUUAGUACUAUAUUUAAGACAGAUAUAUUUUUGUAUUUAGUCGAAAUAAAGUUUUUCCUUUAUUCGAACGCAUACAUCGUACGCACUUGGAAAAAAAAAAAGGGGGACUUCGGGCACGAUAGAGUAUCAUCAUUCGACUUGCUUAUCAUAACAAUAGUCACUGUUAGUGUUGUAAUUAAUUAUCCUAUCCCUUCCUCGGAAAAUCCUGCCCAUGGAUAUCGAUAUCUCAAAGUGUUCAAGGCGUCCAUAAAUGAUCUGGAACAUCUGGGUGGCUUCAAGAUACCACCGUACACCGUGGUGUCAAGACCAACGGUAUUUCUGGACCGGAACAAAGACAGAUUUCCCUGUCCAAAGUGUACAAGCACUUUCAACCGGAAGAACAAUUUGUAUUCACACAUAAAAUUCGAAUGCGGCCAGCUACCGAGAUUCGGUUGCCCGUAUUGCGAUUACGCAUCGAAGAAAUCUUCAAAUAUACGUGCUCAUGUACGUCGGAAGCAUCACGGUUGCAAUGUCAACGUUAUCAACGUGUCGCGUAAUACGACGUACGGGACUACAACGGAAGAUGAGAACUCUGGAAAGAUCGAGCAGAUCAUU
This is a messenger RNA of Heterotrigona itama, 878 nucleotides long. Lineage: Eukaryota; Metazoa; Arthropoda; Insecta; Hymenoptera; Apidae. The record is from the annotation of a GenBank genome assembly.